Rubroshorea leprosula is the source of this 1469-nucleotide messenger RNA. The record is from the annotation of a GenBank genome assembly. Lineage: Eukaryota; Viridiplantae; Streptophyta; Magnoliopsida; Malvales; Dipterocarpaceae.
CCAAAAUUUUUCAGUUUUAAAAGUUUUCUGUAUUUAGAUCUCUAUGUCUGUUGGAUUUCUCCAUACAAGGUUUCUCCUUUGUCCUUUGUUGCAUGUGGGUGUCGGGUUGAGUGUUGCGCUGGUUGUCGGAGUCGGAGGCAGAGGUUGCCAUGGCAGCUAAGAAGGCGUGUGAGUCCUUGUCUAAGAGCUUGAUAGGGGAGGUUCACAAAUGGGGUUGCAUGAAGCAGACGGGGGUUAGUUUGAGGUACAUGAUGGAGUUUGGGUCCAGACCCACCGAGAGGAACUUGUUGCUUUCGGCUCAAUUCCUCCACAAGGAGUUGGCCAUUAGGAUUGCCAGGAGAGCCGUCGAGCUCGAGCGUCUCCCUUACGGGUUGUCUGAAAAACCUGCUGUUUUGACGGUCCGAGACUGGUACUUGGACUCGUUCCGUGAUGUAAGAUCGUUUCCAGAGAUUAAGGAUGCAAAUGAUGAGAAGGAGUUCACGCAGGUGAUUAAGGCAGUAAAGGUGAGACACAACAAUGUGGUCCCUAUGAUGGCUUUAGGGGUUCAACAACUGAAGAAAGGAAUGGACCCAAAUAUUGUUUGUGAGGAUCUUGAUGAGAUUCAUCAAUUUCUAGAUCGAUUUUACAUGUCAAGGAUUGGAAUUCGCAUGCUUAUAGGGCAGCAUGUGGAGCUGCACAAUCCUAAUCCUCCUCCACAUUGUGUGGGGUAUAUUCAUACAAAGAUGUCACCUCUGGUGGUAGCACAAAAUGCUAGUGAGGAUGCUCGUGCCAUUUGUUUGCGAGAAUAUGGAAGUGCACCUAAUGUUACGAUCUAUGGAGAUCCCAAUUUUACAUUCCCCUAUGUCCCAGCACAUCUCCAUCUCAUGGUGUUUGAGUUGGUCAAAAACUCCCUACGUGCUGUCCAGGAAUGUUUUAUGGACUCAGAUAAAGUUGCACCUCCAAUUAAAAUUAUCAUUGCUGAUGGAAUUGAAGAUGUUACUAUAAAGGUGUCAGAUGAGGGGGGUGGGAUACCAAGAAGUGGUCUUCCCAAAAUUUUUACCUAUCUUUACAGCACUGCUCGAAACCCACUGGAUGAGCACUCAAAUCUUGGAACAGCUGAUGCAGUUACAAUGGCAGGAUAUGGUUACGGAUUACCAAUUAGCCGCUUGUACGCUCGGUAUUUUGGAGGGGAUCUGCAAAUUAUAUCUAUGGAAGGGUAUGGGACUGAUGCAUAUCUUCAUCUGUCUCGAUUGGCAGACUCACAAGAACCAUUGCCAUGAGUCCAGGGUGCAGACGUGCAGUUCAAAGCCAAAGAGUAAGCAUAAGGUCUCAUAAUCAAUUCAUACAAACAUGAUGCAAGGAAAGUUGUUGGAUGAUGAUGUUUGAAGGAUAAAGUUGCUGUCAAUUUUUCAUGUUAAUAAAUUGGCAGUUUUCAUAUAACCAGUUGACAUAUUACUUGGAUUGGUUCAAAAUGAAAAGUUCAUUUGCUC